Messenger RNA from Zonotrichia albicollis (white-throated sparrow), 2789 nucleotides. The record is from RefSeq and is a predicted model, not a curated record. Lineage: Eukaryota; Metazoa; Chordata; Aves; Passeriformes; Passerellidae.
AAUUCACAACUACUGCUGUAGAAUCAACACCAUUUACAGUACAGACAACAAUAAUACCAACAAAACAAAAACAAGAAAGUGAAGUAACAACAACACCAAUGAGAGAACGAGACAGAACGACUCCUCAGAGUGAAACAUCAGUAACAGCAACGACAACCCAAGUCUCAACAACAAGAUACCAAAUCACAACCUCGACAGGAGGAACCUCCACUGUGGUAACCCAAGCUCCAUCAUCACCCAGUACUAUCUCCACUCUCCCAGGAUCAACACUACAAACAACACCUGGCACCACAAUAACCGCCAGUACUACUGCCCUGCCAACACAAGGCACGACUAUCACUACACCUGGACCAAGAGUACCAACCCAAGGUACCACCAGUGCCAGCACCACCACAACUACCGGGGAAAGGAGCACUCUAUCUACAGAAGGAACUCUUCCAACAGUAUUAUCCACUGUUGCUAUUCAAACAUCAACAAUUGCUGCCUCCACCCCUGAAAUAAAAAUAAAAACCACAAUCGGUACCACAGCUGGCCCCAGCACCACAGGCUCAGCCACCGAGGAAACAACCAUCAUCACUACCACCACCAGCACCUCUCCCCCUCAGACUGAAGGUACAACCAUCAUCAUCCCAACAACAAGAGAGCCCAUACCAGCCACCAGCACUGCCAGCACCUCCAGGACUACAGAGAGAAGUACCACAAGAGCCUCUGCCACCUCUGCUCCAGGAGAAACCACCACUGUGGCAACCCAGGCUACAACAUCUCCCACAACACCCUCUGAAGUUAAAAUAAGAACCACCACAGGAACCACAGCUGGCCUCAGCGCAACCAUCACCACCCCACCCACAACAACUGGGCCCACGCCAGCCACCACCACAAUCCGCAUCUCCAAUAGCACAGACAACUGCGUGGUGGAGCACUGUGCCUGGACACAGUGGUUUAAUGUGGACUCCCCUACUCCAGGCAGCGAAAAUGGAGAUUCAGAGACAUUUGAAAACAUCAGAGCUGCUGGGUAUGAGUUGUGUGACAAGCCUCAAGACAUCAAGUGUCGAGCUAAAGACUACCCUGACUCAAUUGUAAAAAUAAUGGAACAGAAAUUUGAGUGCAGCCUUGACAGGGGGCUUGUGUGCAGAAAUAAAGACCAAACUCUCAAGUACCCCACGUGCUUUGACUACGAGGUCUCAGUGCUGUGCUGUGACCGAAAACACUGCCAGACAACAGUACCAACUGCAGCAACCACUGUAAGCACCUCCACAACACACAUCCCAGCAGAAACCACCACAAUAGCAACACGACCUGCAGCAACACCAACUGCUGUCCACACACUUCCACAGCAAGUAAUAACAACCACCGUAGGAACAACAAGUACCCUCUCACCACAAGGAACCACCAUCAUCACCCCAAGAUACACAGAGCCGAUGAAAUUAAAAACCACAACAGGCAACACAGCUGUCCCAAGUACCACGGGCUCAGCUGGAGAGGGAACAACCAUCAUCUCUAUGACCACCAGCACAUCACCCCCUCAGACUGAAGGUACAACCACCAUCAUCCCAACAACAACAAGAGAGCCUACACCAGCCACCAGCACUGCCAGCACUUCCAGGACCACUGCAGGAAGCACCACAAGAGCCUCUGCCACAUCUGUUCCUGGAGAAAAUUCCACUGCAUCAACCCAGGUUACCACACUUCUCACAACAACGUCCAGAGUUAAAAUAAGAACCACCACAGCUGGCCCCAGCACCACGGGCUCACAAGUAAUAACAACCACCGUAGGAACAACAAGUACCCUCUCACCACAAGGAACCACCAUCAUCACCCCAAGAUACACAGAGCCGAUGAAAAUAAAAACCACCACAGGAACCACAGCUGUCCCCAGUACCACGGGCUCAGCCGGACAGGAAACAACCAUCAUUUCUACCACCACCAGCACCUCUCCCCCUCAGACUGAAGGUACAACCACCAUUAUCUCAACAACAACAGUGCCUACCCCUGCCACCACCACUGCCAGCAGCUCCACAACCACCUGGGAAAGCAGCACUCUAUCUACAGAAAAAACUCUUCAAACGGUAUUAUCCACUGUUGCUAUUCAAAGAACAUCAACAAUUGCUGCCUCCACCCCUGAAAUAAAAUUGAAAACCACCACUGGCACAACGGUGGCCCCCAGCACCACGGGCUCAGCUGGAGAGGAAACACCCGGCAUUGCUACCACCACCAGCACCUCUCCCCCUCAGACUGAAGGCACAACCACCAUCACUCCACCCACAACAACAGUGCCUAGCCCUGCCACCAGCACUGCCAGCACCUCCAGGACUACAGAGAGAAGCACCACAAGAGCCUCUGCCACCUCUGCUCCAGGAGAAACCUCCACUCUGGCAACCCAGACUACAACAUCUCCCACAACACCCUCUGAAGUUAAAAUAAGAACCACAACACCCUCUGAAGUUAAAAUAACAACCACCAUAGGCACCACAGCUGGCCCCAGCACCACAGCCUCAGGUGGAGAGGAAACAACCAUCAUCACUACCACCACCAGCCCUUCCUCCACUUCACCUGAAAUAAGAUUAAUAACCACUUCUGGCCCCUCAUCUGUGCUCACUACAACUCUUCCUCAGUCUGGAAUUACCACAGUAGCUUCAACUGGUACAUCACAAUCAAGCCAUGUUACAACAAGCACUCCUGCAACCUUCAGUUCCUCCACCAGCACAUCUGUUACAUCCAGCAAAACACCUCCAUGCUUUUGUCAUGUGUUUGAAACUUUAUUUUCUCCUGGUAAGUGUCUUAUUUUAUGA